AUGUACCGCGAUGGCUUGAUCUACCGUGGCCCGCGGAUCGUCAACUGGGACCCGGUGCUGCAAACCACGGUGUCGGAUGACGAGGUCUACCACGUCGAUCGCGAAGCCAAGUUCUACACCAUGCGCUACGGCCCAUUCCUGGUCGGCACCAGCCGGCCCGAGACCAAGCUCGGCGAUACCGCGGUAGCGGUUCACCCCGACGACGAACGCUGGCAGAAGUACGUCGGCAAGACCUUCGAGGUGCCGUGGCCCAAGGGACCGACGAUCACCGUCCGGGUGGUCGCCGACGAAGAGGUCGACCCGGAGCUCGGCACCGGUGCCCUCGGCGUGACGCCCGCCCACAGCCAGGUCGACUUCGACAUCGCCGAACGCCAUGGCCUGCCGUUGGUGCAGGUGAUCGGCGAGGACGGCCGCAUGACCGCCGCCGCUGCCUUCGUCGCCGAGCUCGAAUCCGCCGGCCUAAUGGCGGAGGUGCGCGACUACACCCAGCCCCUGGCCCUGUGCUACCGCUCCAAGCAGCCGAUCGAACCGCUGCCCAAAGAGCAGUGGUUCAUCGAUGUCGAGCGCCCGGCGGUGCCCUGGAAGGGCCAGACCCUGAGCCUCAAGCAGGUGCUGCACGACGCCGUGGACUCGGGCGAUAUUCGGCUGGUGCCGGACCAUCAGGAGAAGACCUACUUCCACUGGAUCGACAACCUGCGCGAUUGGUGCAUCUCACGGCAGAUCUGGUGGGGCCACCGGGUUCCGGUCUGGUAUCGCCCGGGUGACGAUCUCCAGAUCGGCAAUCAAGCUCCGGCGGGCGAAGGUUGGGAGCAGGACCCGGACACCCUCGACACCUGGUUCUCUUCGGCGUUGUGGACCUUCUCGACUCUGCUCGAUCCCGAGCUUGCCACCGACCCAGAGCUCGAUCUCGGCGAGCUGCUGGCCCAGAGCCCGGACUUCCGCAAGUUCCACCCCACUUCGGUAAUGGAGACCGGCUACGACAUCCUCUUCUUCUGGGUGGCGAGGAUGAUCCUGAUGACCACCUACACCACCGGUGAGGUGCCUUUCGAGACCGUCUAUCUGCACGGCCUGAUCCUCGACCGUGACGGCGACAAGAUGUCGAAGUCGAAGCCCGAGACUUGCAUCGAUCCGCUGGACACGAUCGCCGAGAGCGGUUGCGACAGCUUGCGCCUGGCGCUGGUGAUCGGCAACGCUCCGGGCCAGGAUCUCAAGCUCACCGAGGAGCGCAUCGUCGGCUGCAAGCGACUGGUCAACAAAAUCUGGAAUGCCGCCAAACUGGUCGAGCGUGCGGCGGCUGGCCGAGCCCGCACCGAGGCUUCGCUCGAGCAGGUCGAGCAUCCGGUGAAUCGCUGGAUGCUGGCCGAGUUGCGCCAGCUGGUGGAAACCGCCGACCGCCGACUGGCGGCCUACCAAUUCGGCGACGCCGCCGAGCACAUUCGCAGCUCGUUUUGGAGCACCUUCUGCGACUUCUACUUGGAAGCGAUCAAGGCCGAGUCCCUGGCCGGGAUGGACGAGACCGCCGAGGUGCUAUUCGAGACCUACACCACCUACUUGAAGCUAUUUCAUCCCUACAUGCCAUUCGUCACCGAAAAGCUCUGGCAAGAACUCGGCGGCGAGGGCUUGCUGAUCAGCACUCCCUGGCCACGGCCGAACCCGGCCCACGACUUCGCCGAAGAAGCCGCUGGCAUCGGUGCCGCGCUACGCUUGGUGGCCGAGGUGCGCCGAAUUCGCGCCGAGCAAGGCAUCCAACCCUCGGUGAAAAUCGACCUCGACGUGCGCGUCAAGGAGCACGCCGAGACCUUCGAAGCCUGCCGCGAGAUCAUCGCCCGGCAAGUACGCGCUGAGCACCUCGAGCUGGGCCCGGAGGUAGAGCUGACCAGCGAAGGCGGUGCCGGCGCCGUCGACGCCGCGUUCGAAUUGGCGGUCAGCCUGGGCCAGACCGACCGCGACGCCGAGCGCCAGCGGCUCGAGAAGCAGCUCGAGCAGGCCCGCAAUCAUCUGACCGGGGUAGAACAACGGCUCGCCAACGAGCAGUUCGUCACCCGCGCCAAUCCCGCGGCUGUCGCCGGCGCCCGCGCUCAGGCCAAGAAAUUGCAGACCACCAUCGCGGCAUUGACCGAACGGCUCGGCUAG
Molecule: messenger RNA, 2133 nt
Organism: Nerophis lumbriciformis (worm pipefish)
Lineage: Eukaryota; Metazoa; Chordata; Actinopteri; Syngnathiformes; Syngnathidae
Source: RefSeq, a predicted model, not a curated record